CAACCGCACCGUAGCGGCUUACAUAAACAAAGAAGGCGGCACAAAGUCAGUGACGAUUCUCAAGCAAACACGACGACUUCUAUCCCUUUUGGACAAAUUGAACAUGCAUCUAAUAGCUCAGUAUUUCCCGGGCAGGUACAAUGCCGAAGUGGAUGCUCUAUCACGUCAGAAAGCGAGUCCAGAGUGGCAUCUGAACACUGCAGCGACAACAGUCAUAUUCCAGAUGUGGGGCACACCAGAGAUCGACCUGUUUGCGUCGAAAUCGGCUCACGUCGUACCGAGGUAUGUCACAAUAGAUAUGCAAGACCAGAGUGCUCAACACCACAACGCAUUUUGCCACCAGUGGCACUACAGACUCGCGUGGCUGUUUCCCCCACCAAACCUCAUUCCCAGAGUGCUCAGCCACUUGAACCAAUCCAGCGGGAAAUACAUAUUAAUUGCUCCGAGAUGGAACAAAGUGUUUUGGCAAACGGAUGUUCAGAACAGAGCAAUACGACCACCGUUUGCGAUUCCAGACCUGGAGUACACUCUGUUAGAUACGAGAACAGGCACCCACCCACCAGAGAUUCAAGAUCUAAGAUUAGAAGCCUGGCUGAUUUUGGGUGGCAAGAAAUAUUAACAGGUUGGACGAAUCAAGAACAGGAGCUUUUAAUGUUGAGCUGGCGAGACUCUACUAUCAAAACUUACAAGCCAGCAUGGAAUAGGUGGAGAAAAUGGUGUGACUCAGAGUCUAUUAAUUAUAAGUACCCCAACGCCGAGCAAGUUGCCCGCUAUUUGUCUCAUCUUCAUAGAGACAUCGGCCUCGCCUAUAGAACUAUCCUAGUGCACAAAUCAGUUAUAUCAACAUUUACUCAUUUGACAAGUAACAUUGAUUUGUCAUCAAAUUUUUUUAUAAAACGUAUGCUGAAAGCUAUUUCCACAAUAGACAAGAAGCCUGCAAAACCACCCAUUUGGAAUCCAAAGCUUUUAUUACAAUUUAUGAAUUUGUAUAACCCGGACGAAAACAAUCUUUACCAGGUAUUGAGGCAUACAGCUACACUUUUGUUAUUAGCUUCAGGUCGCAGAGUUCACGAUCUUACAUUGUUAAAUAUUGAUGGCCAUAGUUUAAUUGAUGAAGGCACUAGUAUAGUUUUAUGGCCGGCAUUUGGUUCUAAGACUGACAAUUUCAAUCGUAGACAGUCUGGAUGGAGGCUCAAAAUACACCCCAAUAAGAAUUUAAAUAUGGUUUUCUGGAUAAGAAAAUUAUUGCAGUUAUCUCUAAAUCGUAGACAAAAUAUAACGCAUUUGUUUAUUACAGCUAGAAAUGAAGUUAAACCUGCAUCAAGAACGGUAAUAGGUGGUUGGGUUAAAUCACUUCUAAAAGAAGCAGGUAUUGAAGCAACUCCAGGUUCAGUUCGAUCAGCAGUAGCUUCACUUAACUUUGUAGAAAAUUUUCCAAUUGAUCAAAUUCUAGCAACCGGAAAUUGGAAGGCCAUUAGUACCUUUCAAAAUUAUUAUCAUAGAGAAUUGAUUGAUCAUAAUAGGCAAAAUACUACAGAAUCAGUGUCGUUAUCAAAUUAUUUUGACCCUGUUGAUUAAUAUUCGAUACAUAGUGAUAAAUUAAAGUUGUAUCUAUUUAAUUAUAACUUUAAAUUUGA
Messenger RNA from Pararge aegeria (speckled wood butterfly), 1637 nucleotides. RefSeq lists its product as uncharacterized. The record is from RefSeq and is a predicted model, not a curated record. Gene Ontology annotation, biological process: DNA recombination; DNA integration. Lineage: Eukaryota; Metazoa; Arthropoda; Insecta; Lepidoptera; Nymphalidae. The transcript has a single exon. The coding region runs from base 448 to 1578 and encodes 376 amino acids. Gene Ontology annotation, molecular function: DNA binding.